AAAUAAACUCCUUAGUGAUAGCUUCGCCACAAAGUGUAAACCGAGUGUAAAUUCACCGGAGAGCGACGUGUUGCCAUGAUCGCGUCUGGUUUUAGAGUAUUAUGUUAUCAAAGUAUUUUUCUAGACAAAGUAUUCCCAGCAGGUUAUUUCAGUGUACAGUUUAAGGUAAAUUGUCUUCCACAUAUUGCACAUUACAAUGUCACGAAACUAAUAUUAAAUUAAUCGAGUCUGCUGUUUUCCAGCUUUUACUCUUUAUUGCGUCGACUGCAGAUCAGUGACAAGUAGCGUACAGAACGGAGCUGGGCAAGUGGCUCCUCCUACUUUGCGCGCUCUCGUGGAUGGGGAAACAAUUUUUGCCGGGGGUAACUACUUUGGCACAACACCGGCCCACGAAUCAACCAAUCAGCAUUCAGCAGUCGCUUCCAGUACAAGUACUCAGGCUUGUGGGUGAAGGCACGGGAGCGCAUCUCGGUGGGGGAAACUGCCAUAUACCCCCUGUCGCACCCCCUUCCCCUCUGUCCUACCUGGACUGUGGAGGACGGGCAGAUUCGUGGGACGUGGACGAAACUUUCAGCGUGUCAGAUCAGAUGUCUUCAAGAAGGAAACCUGUGAAUGCCGCAGCAUUUCUGAUAAUUCUGAUGACAGUCUUCAGUGGUCUCGGCCUCUCGUGCCAUCAAGGAGAGUAUCAGAUAGGAAAUGAAUGCUGUCCGAAGUGUCUUGCAGGACGUCGAGUGAAAACUCACUGCACUGUGGAUUCAAGCACAUCCUGUCUGCCCUGCAUGACUGGAACCUACACUGAUAAACCUAAUGGACUGGAACGAUGUCAUCACUGUACAAACUGUGACUCGGGUUCUGGUCUCAGAAUAAAGACACCGUGUACAGUAACAUCAGAUACACUCUGUGAACCACUGGAGGGAUUCUACUGUGUCCAGCCUACAGGACACAGCUGUGAGAGAGCACAGGAACACAAACACUGUAAACCAGGACAGUACAUCAGUCACAAUGGAACAGCAUCCACAGACACUGAGUGCUCUGACUGCAGCAGUGGAACAUUUUCAGAUGGAACAUUUCACUCCUGUCAGCCACACACACGAUGUUACUCACUCAACCUUCAGCUGAUAACAGCAGGAACAUCUGCAGCUGAUGCUCAGUGUGGAGAAGGCAGUGUUAAUGUGGGAACAGCUGUUGGUGGAGCUGUAGCUGUUAUAAUUUUAAUUAUUGGAGGAGGAUUAUUAUUUUGGUACUUAAAAAAGGAGAGGAGGAAAAACAGGACAAGCAGCACGUUAUCAGAAUGAAAGUGUGGACCAUCAUGAAGGAGAACAGCCAACAAAUGGUCUUCUCCCCUAGAAUAAGACUAAAUGGCAAACCAGCCAAUGAAAUGGAUGAAACACCGUGACUGGGUUCCAGCGCUACACAAGGGACCUG
This is a messenger RNA of Oreochromis aureus, 1425 nucleotides long. Its product is annotated as tumor necrosis factor receptor superfamily member 14-like. Gene Ontology annotation, biological process: defense response to Gram-negative bacterium; defense response to Gram-positive bacterium; immune response. The transcript has 10 exons. Gene Ontology annotation, molecular function: transmembrane signaling receptor activity; protein binding. Gene Ontology annotation, cellular component: external side of plasma membrane; membrane. The coding region runs from base 339 to 1295 and encodes 318 amino acids. The record is from RefSeq and is a predicted model, not a curated record. NCBI's taxonomy places the organism in Eukaryota, Metazoa, Chordata, Actinopteri, Cichliformes, Cichlidae.